This is a messenger RNA of Aspergillus brunneoviolaceus CBS 621.78, 1035 nucleotides long. Its product is annotated as putative pyroglutamyl peptidase type I. Gene Ontology annotation, biological process: proteolysis. The coding region runs from base 35 to 850 and encodes 271 amino acids. The record is from RefSeq and is a predicted model, not a curated record. Lineage: Eukaryota; Fungi; Ascomycota; Eurotiomycetes; Eurotiales; Aspergillaceae. The transcript has 2 exons.
UUCACUCACUGAUUGUCGGGGCGCAUCUACUAUCAUGGGCGACUACGGACAAGAAGCGACAUCGCUCGAGACGCGAACACUAACCACCCAUCCUUCCACCGCUACUGAACCCGAUGAGAUCUCUGUGCUGGUCACAGGCUUUGGGCCAUUCAAAACGAACCUGGUCAAUGCUUCUUAUCUAAUCGCCUCAUCGCUCCCUCCUUCCUUCACAUUCUCCACCACCACCCCCGACUCAGCGCCUUGUCGCGUCUCAAUCCAUGUCCAUCCUUCUCCAAUCCCAGUUGCCUACUCGACCGUGCGGACGACGCUGCCCGUGAUCCUGGAAGAGUACGCCAAGGCACACGAUGGCCGACGCCCGGACAUCAUCAUUCACAUGGGCAUAGCGGCAACAAGGAACUACUACUCGGUGGAGACCCAGGCCCACCGCGACGCAUACCUCAUGUCCGACAUCAAAAGCCGAUCGGGCUACGAGGACGGCGAGCGUAUAUGGAGGGAGCUUGACUUGCCUACCGUUCUCACCGCGGGGCGUGCAAGUGCAUCGGUGCCAUCGGCGAAGAAGUACCUCAACGCUCAUCCACCCGACACCGACUUCCUGAUGGCGUGGCAGUCGUUUGCCGGUCCAGGCACGGACGUUCGGAUCUCGAACGAUGCGGGACGAUACCUCUGCGAGUUCAUCUUCUACUCGAGUCUGUCGCUGGCCUACCAAGAGGGCCAGGAUCGGAAUGUGGUCUUCUUCCACGUUCCUGGGUCCUGCACUGAUGAGCAUAUUGCAGCUGGCAAGGACGCCGCCAUUGCGUUGAUCAAGGCUCUGGUGACGAGUUGGGUGGUCAGCGGUAGCAGCCCGGCCUAGGCGGAGUUAUUCGCAUGCUUCUAGCAUUUUAGACACAUUGGGAGGCAUUAUUGCAUUUGGCAUAGCCUAAUUUUACUACUUUCAUAAUGCAGUGGACACCGUCGGAAAUCCAGUGGAAAGGUCAGACAUGGCGUGGGCAGGAAGAAUUGUAGUUAGUGCUAAGCUUGAGCUGAGCUGCAAUCAAG